Lates calcarifer (barramundi perch) is the source of this 3250-nucleotide messenger RNA. Its product is annotated as WD repeat-containing protein 48. Gene Ontology annotation, biological process: protein deubiquitination; double-strand break repair via homologous recombination. The record is from RefSeq and is a predicted model, not a curated record. The transcript is spliced from 18 exons. Bases 40 to 2073 code for a protein of 677 amino acids. NCBI's taxonomy places the organism in Eukaryota, Metazoa, Chordata, Actinopteri, Centropomidae. Gene Ontology annotation, molecular function: ubiquitin binding.
CGGAUGUAGCAUCACAUGAAUUGACUGUCAACAUGCAAGAUGGCCACGCAUCACAGGCAAAAUGCUGCUGGGCGGAGAAAAGUACAGGUGUCUUAUGUCAUUAGAGAUGAGGUGGAGAAGUACAAUCGAAAUGGGGUGAAUGCACUUCAGUUAGACCCUGCGCUGAACCGGCUCUUCACCGCUGGGAGGGACUCUAUCAUCCGGAUAUGGAGUGUUUACCAGCACAAGCAGGACCCGUACAUUGCCUCGAUGGAGCAUCACACAGACUGGGUUAAUGACAUAGUUCUCUGUUGCAAUGGAAAAACAUUGAUAUCUGCUUCGUCAGAUACAACAGUCAAAGUAUGGAAUGCACAUAAAGGGUUCUGUAUGUCGACGUUACGAACACACAAGGACUAUGUGAAAGCUUUGGCCUACGCUAAGGACAAGGAGUUGGUGGCAUCAGCGGGUCUGGACCGGCAGAUCUUUCUUUGGGAUGUAAACACACUAACAGCACUCACUGCUUCCAACAACACUGUUACCACCUCCUCACUGAGUGGGAACAAGGACUCUAUCUACAGUCUGGCUAUGAACCAGAUGGGCACAGUCAUUGUAUCUGGAUCCACAGAAAAGGUUCUCAGAGUUUGGGAUCCUCGUACAUGUGCAAAACUGAUGAAGCUAAAAGGUCACACAGACAAUGUCAAGUCGUUGCUGUUGAAUCGAGAUGGCACUCAGUGUCUGUCAGGUAGUUCAGACGGGACUAUCCGCCUGUGGUCGCUUGGCCAGCAGAGGUGUAUUGCCACCUACCGGGUGCAUGAUGAAGGCGUGUGGGCCCUGCAAGUCAAUGAGGCCUUUACACACGUUUAUUCUGGAGGCAGGGACAAAAAGAUCUACUGCACUGACCUGCGUAACCCAGACAUCCGUGUGCUCAUCUGUGAGGAAAAGGCCCCGGUGCUCAAAAUGGAACUGGACAGAUCUGCUGACCCACCUCCAGCAAUCUGGGUCUCCACCACCAAGUCAUCCGUUAAUAAAUGGUCUCUAAAGGGAAUGCACAACUUCAGAUCAUCAGGAGAGUAUGAUAAUGACUGCAGUACCCCUCUAACACCACUGUGUACUCAGCCAGAGCAAGUCAUCAAAGGAGGUGCCAGUAUUAUCCAGUGCCACAUUCUGAAUGACAAGAGGCACAUACUCACCAAAGAUACCAACAACAAUGUGGCUUUCUGGGAUGUCCUAAAGGCUUGCAAGGGUGAAGACUUGGGGAAAGUGGAGUUUGAUGAAGAGAUUAAAAAGCGUUUCAAGAUGGUCUAUGUGCCAAAUUGGUUCUCUGUUGACCUGAAAACUGGGAUGCUGACUAUCACAUUAGAUGAGAGCGACUGCUUCGCUGCUUGGGUGUCUGCAAAGGACGCAGGGUUUUCAAGCUCUGAUGGAUCCGACCCAAAGUUGAACCUGGGCGGACUGCUGCUGCAGGCUCUGCUGGAGUUCUGGCCCAGAACUCGCAUCAACCCCAUGGACGAGGAAGAGAACGAGGUGAACCAUGUGAACGGAGAGCAGGAGAACAGGGUCCAGAAAGGAAACGGAUAUUUCCAGGUGCCACCACACACGCCAGUCAUCUUCGGGGAAGCAGGAGGCAGAACUCUAUUUAGGUUGCUAUGUAGAGAUUCAGGUGGAGAGACUGAAUCCAUGCUGCUGAAUGAGACAGUCCCACAGUGGGUUAUUGACAUAACUGUAGAUAAAAAUAUGCCCAAGUUCAACAAAAUCCCAUUCUACCUCCAACCCCAUUCUUCUUCGGGUGCAAAAACUCUAAAGAAGGACCGUCUCUCAGCCAGUGACAUGCUCCAGGUGAGGAAAGUGAUGGAGCACGUUUACGAGAAGAUCAUCAACCUGGACAACGAGUCGCAGACCACCAGCUCCACAGCCAACGAUAAGCCCGGGGAGCAGGAGAAGGAGGAGGACAUGGCCAUGCUAGCCGAGGAGAAGAUUGAGCUAAUGUGUCAAGACCAGGUUCUGGAUCCCAACAUGGACCUGCGAACAGUUAAACAUUUUAUCUGGAAGAGCGGAGGGGACUUGACGCUUCACUAUAGGCAGAAGUCCACGUGAAAGUCCUAAUUUUUAAAACGAGAACUCUUCGUCAUUUGCCAAUCACCACCCACCUCUGACAUGUAGUACCCUAAACCCCAUUGUGUGGUCAAGAGUCGCAGUAUCAAUGAGAAUCCAGUAAAAUUUGUGAGGACGUGGCUCAUGGUGUAUCAUAGGGAACUGACCAGAACAGGCCGGAGCAGCCAACAGAAACCGGGGAGAUAAGUGGUCCGCUUUGUUUCCUUUUUUUUUUUUUUUUUUUUUUUUUAACAGUUUGAAGAAUGGACUCUAACCUUUUCUCCAGCACUCACCAUUUUUUUUGUUACAUCUUUGACUGCUAUGUUUGUUUCUUUCCUCCUGACUGGCAUUUUAUUUUGAAGCGACCAUGUUUGUGUCUGACUCUGUGUGUGUGUGUGUGUAUGCACAUGGAUGUAGUAGACUGCUCUAGUACAUUCCAGAAACUGUCCUUGUUCUACAGACACUCCACACCUGUGUCAGCAGUAUCACCAGUUUAGGAGUACACUUGGUCUCUGGGUAGCAUCACAGUCCCUCAAAGCAAUCCUCAUCUGUUCUGUUGUCAUCCAUCUUAACUUGAACUUAACCUUGACUUAGACUUCUAAUCAUUGAACCUCAUUAACAGAAGCACUUGUCUUUGUCUUCUCUGUUUAGCUGUGCUGUUCUCAAUGGACUGAAUGUUCUUUUCUCUUUUUUUUGUUUUUGUAAAUAUAUGUACAACAUUUUUGAUUUUCUUUUUUGGGGGGGUUUGCAGCAGUUUUAUUUUGUUCUUGUACAGUUUACUUAAAAACCAACAGUUAUAUUUCCAAAUCCCUAGAGCACAUUCGUGGUCAUGAAGGUAAUUUGACUUGGAUGUUAAAAAUUGCAUUUGUUGUAUUCACCACAACCCAGAAAUUGCAGUUUAUUCUUAAGAAUGUCACUAAUCAUCCAAGUCAUCGAUCGGGAAAUUAUAUAUAAGGCAUAUAUCUUUAACAAUAACUCAUGCUUACUUGCUCUGUGCUGUGCUGCUCAUGAGCAGUGACUUUGCUGACAGUGAGGGCUGUUCCUAAUGUAUAUUUCGUUUAGAUUCAAUAGGAGUUCAAUGAAACAUAAUAUAACUUGAAGGGGAAUCUCAUCCAAGAGAAUAUAUGAACAUUCAACCACUGUGGGAAAUUCACCAAAGUGAAAUAAACGCUAAUACCCA